This is a messenger RNA of Malassezia japonica, 378 nucleotides long. RefSeq lists its product as uncharacterized. Gene Ontology annotation, biological process: negative regulation of Arp2/3 complex-mediated actin nucleation; actin filament debranching. Bases 1 to 378 code for a protein of 125 amino acids. The record is from RefSeq and is a predicted model, not a curated record. The transcript is spliced from 2 exons. NCBI's taxonomy places the organism in Eukaryota, Fungi, Basidiomycota, Malasseziomycetes, Malasseziales, Malasseziaceae. Gene Ontology annotation, molecular function: Arp2/3 complex binding; actin binding. Gene Ontology annotation, cellular component: actin cortical patch.
AUGUCGGCGACGACUGUCGAUAUCGACCCCAAGCUCCUGGACGAGCUGCGCAAGUUCCGCCUGUCGAAGCGAUCGUCCAAGGGCGCGGCGCUCGUGGCCAAGAUCGACAAGAAGAAGCUCCUGCUCGAGGAAGAUGAGAUCCUGGACCCGAUCACCCCGGACGAGCUCGCCGAAGAGCUUCCGGAGCACUCGCCGCGCUUUGUCGUUCUGAGCUACGAGCUGCACCACUCGGAUGGCCGCGUAUCCUAUCUUUCGACGCUCUAUGCCUCGGCGCUGUCCAACUUUUCGACGCACGCCGACGUCGGCAAGGUUGUCGACAUCCGCGACGGCGCGCUGUCCAAUGCGAUUCUCGACGAGCGCCUCGGUGCGCGCCGCUAA